AUGCGAACUGCUGGUGUUUCCCUUUCGAAAAUCCGACUAACUCGUCGUGCAAACGUUUCCAGCAAUGUACAAAUAUUUGACAUACGAAGUUCCACUGAUUCAUCCGGAUUGGGGCAUCCAAACGCCGAUUUUUUGGCGCACGUUCAAAUUUUGGGGAAACGCAAUUACAAUCAUCCAAAGCGGGUAGCACUUUGCGACAAACACAGAGGAUCAAAGUCAUCCAUAUGGAUUGUCACUAUAACGACUUUGCGUCAUCGAUCGAGGACAAUCGACGUGAAAAUUCCUAUCACCAUUAUCAGUUCAAAUCUGCAGGCCAGUAAACAGUUCGUGAUCAACGCACAACUGAAGGAAUCGAUCUCUUUUGUCUGUGCGGCAAGCAUUCACUCCGAAUCGACCACCCAAAUGUGA
Opisthorchis viverrini is the source of this 408-nucleotide messenger RNA. RefSeq lists its product as hypothetical. The record is from RefSeq and is a predicted model, not a curated record. Lineage: Eukaryota; Metazoa; Platyhelminthes; Trematoda; Opisthorchiida; Opisthorchiidae. The coding region runs from base 1 to 408 and encodes 135 amino acids. The transcript is spliced from 2 exons.